UUAUGUGCGAGAUUGAAACAUGGCUGCGCCCAUAAACAAUUGGAAAUUAUAUUUUUUUAAAUAUGAAAAAUUAACUUAUUUUGAGUUUUGAUUUGAAUUUCACCAUAUCAACUGCUCCGAAAUAAAAGUACAAAAACGUUCAACACAUAAUAGCUAACUGACAGCAUUACCAUCAGAAUUUCCAAACCAUGUUGGACAAUCAUACCUGGGGAUUGUGUUUAGCAGUUGUAGCUGGUAUGAUGGCAGCUUUGGCAUCAGUGUCAGCCAAACUUGCAGUCACUGCAGAUGUUGUUCAUGAACUAUGCUUGACUUUUGCUAUAAGUUUUGAGACUGUCAAAAUGAGUGUUGUUUGUGAUUCAAUAUCUUAUAUACUUAGAGGUAUUUGUGUUGGAGGAAUAUUUCUCUUCAAUGCCUUGAUGUGGACAUUUUACACAAAAUCUCUGCAGUUUUGUCCAUCUACAGUAGAGGCAACCAUAACCAAUACAGGAGCUAACUUUCUAGUGUCUGCUUUGCUAGGUUUGUUACUUUUUGGUGAAACAUUCUCUUUGUUAUGGUGGUGUGGUUCAUGCUUAAUACUUGCAGGACUAGUAUUAAUACAUCAAGGUAGUCAAGAUACUGAUACAAAACAUGACGAGUCAAAGAAAGUGAAAUGAAUAAAGUGCAUCAUGCAGGAGGACUUGAAUGAAAUUAAAUCUGUAAUAGUUUGUUCUCACAUGUGCUGGAUGUGACAUAUAAUUUAUUCCAAGGACUUUACUUAUAAUUUGUCCUCACACAUGUGCUGGAUGUGACAUAUAAUUUAUUCCAAGGAUAUUACUUAUAAUUUGUCCUCAAACAUGUGCUGGAUGUGACAUAUAUAAUUUAUUCCAAGGA
This is a messenger RNA of Ruditapes philippinarum (Manila clam), 870 nucleotides long. RefSeq names its product transmembrane protein 42-like. The record is from RefSeq and is a predicted model, not a curated record. The coding region runs from base 189 to 653 and encodes 154 amino acids. The transcript has 6 exons. Lineage: Eukaryota; Metazoa; Mollusca; Bivalvia; Venerida; Veneridae.